AUGACAUCCAAAAAUCUAUCUUUUCUGGAUCUUAUCGACAUCUGUGACAAUGUGCGGCCACAUCUUUCUUUUCCUCAUCCAUCACCAUUCGACAGCGAACGGCUAGUACCAUUUCAUCUCUCUCCGUCAUCACGGGCUCCCGUUAUCGGUCUCCUACGACCCAUUAUCAUCGAGAAACUGAAAGCAGAAAAUGUUAACAGUCACAACAGUGGUCUUCCGGAACUCUGGGAUAUCCAAGAUGCACGGGUCUCUUUUCGGUCGUGGCUUGAUACACCAUCGAAGCGCACUGCUGCCAUGAAGGAACUAUGUGAGCGAUGGCGAGAUACAGAACUCUUCCCUGAUGUUUGCGGGCCUAAGAAGUGGAGAGCAGAGAUGUUUCCCAUCUAUCGCAACCCUUUUGACGCUCAUGACUACCCGAAGGAUGGACAGCCUGACGAAGGACUGAACUACGCAUUCGAGAUGGAGCGCUCGGCCUGUGCACUUUUCGGCGUCGUGACAUAUGGCAUACACAUGACCAUCUACCAACAAGAUGCCUCAGGUCUUCGUAUGUGGAUACCGACCCGUGCGCGAACGAAGCCAACGUGGCCUGGUUACCUUGACAACACUGUUGCCGGAGGAAUCCCCAGUGGAAUGGGCAUGUUCGAUUCCUUGGCCAAGGAGUGCAUGGAAGAGGCCAGCAUCGAAGAAGAUAUCGUUCGGCAGUACGUACGAGCAACUGGAGCCGUCAGCUACUUCUUCAGAACGUCCGCGGGCUGGUUGCAACCAGAAGUGGAAUAUGUCUACGAUCUUGCCAUCCCCGCAAAUCACCCAGACUCUUCCGUUUUUGAGCCCAAACCUUUGGAUGGUGAAGUCGAGUCAUUCGAGUUUCUUCAUCUCGACGAUCUUACGCCAAAGUUACGGGCGGGGUCGUUUAAGCCCAACUGUGCUCUGGGAAAGUUGUGCACCAAGUACUUGCAAUUGAUUAUCGACUUACUAAUACGUUUGGGUCAUAUAACACCCGAGAACGAACCCGACUACAUGAAGAUCUUGACCCGCCUACAUGGUCAAUUUGACUAUGAACGGUGGUAG
Molecule: messenger RNA, 1068 nt
Organism: Guyanagaster necrorhizus
Lineage: Eukaryota; Fungi; Basidiomycota; Agaricomycetes; Agaricales; Physalacriaceae
Product: nudix hydrolase 20
Exons: 4
Coding region: 1-1068 (355 amino acids)
Molecular function (GO): 8-oxo-dGDP phosphatase activity
Source: RefSeq, a predicted model, not a curated record